Molecule: messenger RNA, 345 nt
Organism: Colletotrichum godetiae
Lineage: Eukaryota; Fungi; Ascomycota; Sordariomycetes; Glomerellales; Glomerellaceae
Exons: 3
Coding region: 1-345 (114 amino acids)
Source: RefSeq, a predicted model, not a curated record
AUGUCUGGAAACUCCAACGUUGGCAACAGUGCCGUCUACGAGGCUGGCGAUCAGAGAAACGCCAAGGACGAGGAGACCAACAACGCCGAGCGUUUUCACGAGGGCAAGGAGCAUUCCCACUUGGCUACGGACUCCAAGGAUGAGCGCUCCAUUGCCAACAGGCUCGCUGCUGAGGAAAAGAAGGACAAGGAGGGAGAGGAAGAAUCUCUCGAAACCCGUCUUGGCAAGGAGGACGCCACACUCCCCGCUAAGCUGCACGGCAACAAGCCUUCCAGAGGCGCCGAGAUUGACAAGGAGCUCCAAGAGGAGGAUGAGUUGCGCCUGAAGCAGAAGGCGGGAAAUUAG